This is a messenger RNA of Peniophora sp. CBMAI 1063, 2349 nucleotides long. The record is from the annotation of a GenBank genome assembly. Lineage: Eukaryota; Fungi; Basidiomycota; Agaricomycetes; Russulales; Peniophoraceae.
AUGAUAUUUGACCCCUCAACCGAAGACCAUCUCCGGCCAUGGCUGACACGUACCCUUGAGCCAAUAUGCGACGCCGACCCGGAAGCGUUGUCGAACUACAUUCUUGCCUUGCUCAAGCAUGAAUCGCCGGAAGCCGACUUGCGGAAGGACCUAUCUGAGCAACUGGAAGAGUUUCUCGAGAAGGAAACCGCGGGUUUUGUCAACACGCUCUUUACCGCACUUCGCACCAAGUCAUAUCUUCCUUAUACAACGAGCUCUACGCCUCCGCCCGCUCCCUCUGGUUCCGCCGACCAGGGCAUCCCCAUCCCACUCGACGCCCUCUUACAGCCUGCAGCAGCGCCUCACGGGCGAAAACGUGCCGGAGAUUAUGAUGAAACGGCUGACGGGCGGCCAGCGAAGGGCCCGCGUUUGAGCCAAGGCGACCAGUUUGCGGGUAGAGGGAACGGCUACGGCAUGGGCAACGGCAUGAUGGGCAUCGGCGGCAUGAACGGCAACCAGCGCAUAUAUCAGCCCCCAGGUGGCGGUCGCGGCAUAUGCAGAGACUAUCACAUCAAGGGUUAUUGUUCGCGCGGCGCGAUGUGCAAAUUCAGUCACGGUGACGAUGCUUUCGUGCCGCCCAUGAUGGGCAUGGGCCAGAUGAUGCCAAAUGGUGGCCUGGGGUUUCCGCCAGGAGGGUCACCACCGGGCGGAGAUGCAGGCUAUGACCCGAAUAACGCUCGAAUGGAGCUCAAUACAUUCGGUCGUCCGCCCAAGGCGCCGUUGAUGCGCCGAGAGAAUGCUGCAUUUGCCGCUCAUAAACACGGAGAGUUGCCUGUCAUUCAGGACCUUACGCCGCGAGUGCCGAGGGAAGAGGGAGCAGAAGAUUCAGCGCCACCAGACACGUCCCUUCCACCUGGUCCCAUGAUGGGGGCGUCUGGUUCGAUACCAGGUGGAUUGCUCGACCAAGCUGUGGGGAUGGACAUCGACCCAAAUACCCUUGAAAGGGGUAUCGUGAAUCCCCGGGGGCCUGCGCGAGGGUUUGGAGGUGGACGCCCUCUACGGGGGCGCAGCCAAGGGACGUUCGGUGCAGAUGUGCAACGUUUCCGCCCCGAACGACGAAACGACAAGACGCUGGUGGUGGAGAAAAUUCCUCGUGAGAAACUGUCCUUGGAUGCUGUCAACGGUUGGUUCAAGCAGUUCGGCACCGUCACUAACGUCGCUGUCGACGUCAAAACGGCCAAAGCGCUUGUCAGCUUCGCUGAUCAUAACGAGGCACAUGCCGCCUGGAAGAGCGAGGAGGCAGUAUUUGGGAAUCGUUUCGUGAAGGUGUUCUGGCAUCGGCCGAUGGAGGGACAUGGCACCGCCGGGCAACGGGCGCUCGCUGCCUCUGCAAGUACAUUUUCGACACGCAAUGGCUCAGAAGCUGUGCCAUCGGCGGGAGCUGCGGCCAAGGCCAACGGCCACGGCGCAAGCGCUUCGUCAUCUGCCCUCGCCGCAAAGCAGCAGAUUCUGGAGAUGCAGAUUGCGGAGCAGAAGUCGCUCAUGGAGCGUUUGAAGACGGCGUCGGUAGAGGAGAAGAAAGACAUCUUCGGUAGAUUGCGGGAGCUAGGGAAGGAGAUCGAGACAACCAAGACGGGUAGCACAACUGCUCCACCGUUAUCUGCCUCUUCGACGCGCACAAAAUCACCAACUUUGGGCGCACCCACCGCCGAUGAACAAGCGAAACGCGAGAUGUUGGACAAGGAAUUGGACUUGCAUUCGGCGACUGUAGCUGUCGAGGGCGACGGUGAAGACUCGACGGAGUCGCUCAAGGCGAAGUUGGCUAAGCUCCAAGCCGAGGCGGCGAGCUUGGGUAUCGAUCCGAGUAAUCCUGAGGCGUCAACCUCCGCUACCACAUAUGCGCCUGGCGGAUAUCGACCUUAUCGCGGGCGCGGCCGUGGACGGGGGCGCGGUGCUUUUGGCUACCGAGGUGGGCGAGGAGGGCCUCCGCCGAAUAUGCGCUUGGACAAUAGACCUCGAAAACUGCUCGUCAAAGAGGUCUCAUCAGAGGCGCAGCAAGCCGUCCGCGAUUGGUACGAAGCGACGGGCCAAGUGGAGUCGUUUGAGCCGACAGGCGAUGGCGAUGUCGUUGUAUCGUUCAGGACUAGGAACGCGGCAGAACAGGCGCUCGCGAAGGGCUCGAAUAUACCUCUCGCGGGACAUAAGCAAGUUUCCUGGAUGACCGGCCCCGCACCCGCCAAACCUGGCGAGAUCGCCGGCUCAGAAGCGCCUAUGGAAAAUUCCUCAUCAUUUGGACACGAGGAAGAUCGGGUGAUGGGCGAAGAAGAGGGUGGGCCAACUGGUUGGGGUGAAGAGGAUACUAUGCUCUAA